CGCCGCCGUCUCUACUCGAGCUUCCACUUCCACACACUCCCCAAUCUCCAAUCGCUCCCAUGGCUCGCACCAAGCAGACUGCCCGCAAGUCCACCGGAGGCAAGGCACCGAGAAAGCAGCUAGCCACCAAAGCCGCCCGCAAGUCCGCCCCGGCGACCGGAGGAGUGAAGAAGCCCCACCGCUUCCGCCCGGGGACCGUCGCGCUCCGCGAGAUCCGGAAGUACCAGAAAUCGACGGAGCUCCUGAUCCGCAAGCUCCCCUUCCAAAGGCUAGUCCGAGAAAUAGCGCAGGAUUUCAAAACCGAUCUCAGGUUCCAAAGCUCCGCCGUGGCGGCGCUGCAGGAGGCGGCGGAGGCGUAUUUGGUCGGACUCUUCGAGGACACAAACCUCUGCGCUAUUCACGCCAAACGCGUGACAAUCAUGCCCAAGGACAUCCAGCUCGCCCGGCGGAUCCGCGGCGAGCGGGCUUAG
Andrographis paniculata is the source of this 470-nucleotide messenger RNA. RefSeq names its product histone H3.2. Gene Ontology annotation, molecular function: protein heterodimerization activity; DNA binding; structural constituent of chromatin. The record is from RefSeq and is a predicted model, not a curated record. The coding region runs from base 60 to 470 and encodes 136 amino acids. Gene Ontology annotation, cellular component: nucleosome. NCBI's taxonomy places the organism in Eukaryota, Viridiplantae, Streptophyta, Magnoliopsida, Lamiales, Acanthaceae. The transcript has a single exon.